Messenger RNA from Gossypium raimondii (Peruvian cotton), 1651 nucleotides. Its product is annotated as selenium-binding protein 1. NCBI's taxonomy places the organism in Eukaryota, Viridiplantae, Streptophyta, Magnoliopsida, Malvales, Malvaceae. The record is from RefSeq and is a predicted model, not a curated record. The coding region runs from base 57 to 1487 and encodes 476 amino acids. The transcript has 7 exons. Gene Ontology annotation, molecular function: selenium binding.
ACAACGAAAUUUUUGUAGGAAGAAAGAAGAGGAAAAAAAGAAAGAGAGAAAUUGCGAUGGGUGAAGAAACUGAGUGUUGCAGAACAACAGGACCAGGAUAUGAAACUCCACUGAAAGCCAUGUCUGGUCCUAAAGAAGCUCUUCUUUAUGUUACUUGUGUUUAUACUGGAACAGGAAGAGAGAAGCCUGAUUUCUUGGCAACGGUUGAUGUAGAUCCGAACUCACCAACUUAUUCUAAAGUCAUCCACAGGCUAUCUAUGCCGUAUGUAGGUGAUGAACUACAUCACUCUGGGUGGAAUGCUUGCAGCUCUUGCCAUGGUGAUCCGUCGGCCGAUCGACGUUUUCUGAUCCUUCCUUCAUUGGUAUCGGGUCGUGUCUAUGUGAUUGACACACAAAAGAAUCCCAAGGCUCCGUCGUUGCAUAAAGUGGUGCAGCCGGAGGAUAUCGUUAAGAACACCGGUCUAGCGUAUCCGCACACGUCUCACUGCCUUGCUUCCGGAGAUAUAAUGAUUUCGUGUCUCGGAGAUAAAGAUGGGAAUGCCAAAGGGAACGGAUUUCUUCUCCUUGAUUCCGAAUUCAACGUUAAAGGGAGGUGGGAGAAACCGGGGCAUAGUCCUAUGUUCGGCUACGAUUUUUGGUACCAACCUCGACAUAAAACAAUGAUCAGCUCAUCAUGGGGUGCUCCUGUUGCCUUCACCAAAGGUUUCGAUCUUCAGCAUGUCACGGAUGGUCUGUAUGGGAGACAUCUGUAUGUGUAUAGUUGGCCUGACGGUGAACUUAAACAAACAUUGGAUCUCGGUGACACCGGUCUCAUACCCUUAGAGACAAGAUUCCUGCAUGAUCCAUCUAAAGAUACAGGGUACGUUGGGUGCGCCUUAACAAGUAACAUGGUUCGGUUUUUCAAAACCAAAGACGGAUCAUGGAGUCAUGAGGUGGCAAUCUCAGUGAAACCAUUGAAGGUGCAAAACUGGAUUCUUCCCGAAAUGCCCGGACUUAUAACUGACUUCCUAAUCUCUCUCGAUGAUCGUUUUCUGUAUUUCGCCAACUGGCUGCACGGAGAUGUCCGACAAUACAACAUUGAGGACCCCAAAAACCCGGUCUUGGUCGGCCAAGUAUGGGUUGGAGGAUUGAUCCAAAAGGGAAGCCCUGUAGUGGCUAUGACAGAAGAUGGUAAAACAUGGCAAUCCGAUGUUCCGGAAAUCCAGGGACAUCGCCUAAGAGGAGGACCGCAGAUGAUCCAAUUGAGCCUAGACGGUAAACGAUUAUAUGUGACGAACUCUCUAUUCAGCUCAUGGGAUCGACAAUUCUAUCCAGAACUCGUGGAGAAAGGUUCCCACAUGUUGCAGAUCGAUGUCAACACCGAGGAAGGCGGUCUUAAAACAAACCCAAACUUCUUUGUCGAUUUUGGAGCCGAACCUGAUGGACCUUCCCUGGCUCAUGAGAUGAGAUAUCCAGGUGGUGACUGCACUUCAGAUAUAUGGACUUAAACAUCUCAAAAACCAGUUUCAGCCAUGAAGAAAAUCAUCCUUUUAAUUUUGUAGGACUAAAAUAAAAAUCAGUGCAAUCUGUAUGUGAGUCAAUUUGAUAGAUAAUGUAAUGUUAAGGGGUUAAUUUAGCAAUAUAUCUUAAAUUUAAUCGACUUCCUGUUAAA